UAUGACGUUCACGUGAUUCAUAUAUUCUGCUCGUCAUUAUGUGUAACAAAUGUUGGCCCUCUGCUAUCUCUUUUUCUUGGCAACGAUAAAACCCUAAAAAACAAAAUAGGCCCAUUCGCUACUAGUGCACCCUGAAUGGAUUGCCUAGUUUGCCGUUGCUCAGUUUAUGAUACCAGGGUUUCUCUUUUUACUCGACCUGCAUCCCUGGUAUCUUUUCUCCCCUCCAUUCGCGUACAUCUAGUGGCUUUGACAACACCUGAUUUCCAUCUUUCCUUUGUUAGAUAUCCACCAACAGUCUUCAUUUCGUCAAAAUUUUCAUGGCGUAUAUCAUGUGACUCCAUACCGAAGCCGUCACAGAUAAACCCUCAAGUAGAAGAAUCGAGACAGCGCCGCCAUAAUGCCAUGAAACAAUUCUUGCUCAAGGAAUGCUGUUUUUCUUCCUCUCAAAUCACAUUACUGAUAAGCAAAGACCCCAGCCUCUUCAGAAGAAGAUCCCUACACAGAGCCCAUCAGGUACUUCAGAUGCUCGAGGACUGUGGAUUAACUGUAGAGCAGAUAAGGAAAACUAUUAUCAAAAGUCCAACUAUUCUUAUUCGUUCUGUCGAUGACCAUUUGAAGCCUAAAAUUGAAUACUUGAAAACACUAGGGAUUGCUGAUGAAGAUGUGAAUUAUAUCGUCUCCCACAAUCCCAGACUUCUUACUAGCAGAUUAAAUGAAACUAUUGCUCCGAAAAUCUCAUCACUGAUCAAGUUUUUUGGGUCAAAGGCUAACCUAUUGAAGGCCCUCAGGAAGGCACCUGAGGUUGCGUCCUAUGAUGUUAAAUUAUUGAAUAAUAAAUUGAAGGUUUUGGAAAACACAGGCCUCCUAGAGCAUGAGAUCAAACGAAUUCUGGAAAGGUGCCCUCGAAUCCUUUUCUGCUCUGUAGGUAAGAUAGAGAAGAAUAUGGAGUUCUUGACAUGUAUUGUAGGGUUAAAACCAAAUGUUCUGGUUAAAUAUCCUCAAUUCUUAGGCUUUAGUGUAGAGAAGAGGUUGAGGCCACGGUAUGAGGUGUUUAAGUAUCUAAUUGCAUCGCGAGCUCGCCAUCACCUGACCAUCCAUCGGGUUACAAUUCUGGCAUUAACUGAGGGGGAUUUCACUCAAAGGUUUCUAUCCGGCAGUCCUGAUGUCAAAAUGUUAUAUGAAAAAUACAAGGGCAAGACUGCGGAUGUUGGAGUAACUAAACUUUUACCAACUCGCCAAAGAUAAUUUGGAGAUGAACGGUGAUUUGCAAUGCAUCAGGUAGCGUUUUUAAGGGGUAUAUGUUUUCUUUCCAGAUUCAUCACAUGACAAGGAAGAACUAUCACAUUCGAUCCAAGGAGCUUUGUAACAACAAGCUGAAAAGUUGACCUCGCUUGCGUAGGCAUGUUGCUUCAGUAUAUUUUGUGUGCCUUUAAACAUGAUUGAUCAAACCCUCAUAGUCAACGAGUGUAUUUCUAGAGAAGAUCUCAGUUGUAUUUAGCAAGAGAGGAUCUUCUGGCAAAGAUUGAUGUUGUGUUGUUUCUAUUAGUUGAAAUGCGAGGAUUCCAUCCAGUUACGUAUUUUUCAAAGAACUGACUUUGUUGUUUCUACAACAGCAUGGUCUUCCCAGUCAAGUUUGUCCAUGUCUGGUGCAUUGAAAUCAAACAUGGAACCUUGAAUAUUAAAACAUAUGAUAAGAUAAUUAAACUUGUAAAUGAUAUCAAAUGAAAACCAAAGAUAAUUAUCUAAAUUUUAAUUUAAUUUUUUUAGUUUAAUCUUUUCAUACAAUUAUAUGUUCAAAUUUGAAUCCCAAGAAAAAAAAUUAAUAUCAAAUAAUAAGAUAACAAGAACAUUCUAUCAUAAAAUUAAAAGAGGUUAAGAUCUUGUUUAUGUUCUUAAAUCUCUAAGUUUUUGUAUUUUACAUAUUUGCAUACCAAAAAGACAAAGGCUAAAUUAGAGCGCAAAAGAAAAUAGAGGAAACUCAAAAUAAACAAAUAAAAGAGUGUGGAAAGUGAAUGCACAAUAAAAGUGACGUGUGUGUGAGUUUAAAUUACCAAACCAUAUGCAUUAUUGUAACCUUAACGCUAAUAGUAAUUAUAAUCAUAACUCUAAAUUCAAAUUAGUUCUAAUUGUGACCAGAGUUGUAAUUAUAAUUCUAAUAUAAUAUUAAUCCUAUUUUUUCUCAUAACCCUCAUCAUAAUCAUAAUCAUAAUGCUUACCUAACCUGAAAUAAUUUUUUACUCUUAAAUAUAAUAGAAAUUUUAACCACAACUCUAAAUGUAACCUAGUUCUAAUUGUAACCAUAGGUGCACUCAUAAUUCUAAUAUAAUCUAGUCCCAUUUUUUCUCAUAACCCUUUCAUUUACUAUAUUUGUAGCUGUAACCUGAAAUAUAUUUUAUAAAAUUAUAGUUGUAUUUUUUGACUAAUUAUUUUAAAAAUCAAUAUAAAGUGUUUGUCAUGUUUCGAGUUGUAUAUCAUUUC
This is a messenger RNA of Cryptomeria japonica (Japanese cedar), 2478 nucleotides long. RefSeq names its product transcription termination factor MTEF1, chloroplastic. The coding region runs from base 136 to 1245 and encodes 369 amino acids. Gene Ontology annotation, biological process: regulation of DNA-templated transcription. Lineage: Eukaryota; Viridiplantae; Streptophyta; Pinopsida; Cupressales; Cupressaceae. Gene Ontology annotation, molecular function: double-stranded DNA binding. The transcript has 2 exons. The record is from RefSeq and is a predicted model, not a curated record.